Oxyura jamaicensis (ruddy duck) is the source of this 989-nucleotide messenger RNA. Its product is annotated as vegetative cell wall protein gp1-like. The transcript has 2 exons. Lineage: Eukaryota; Metazoa; Chordata; Aves; Anseriformes; Anatidae. The annotation marks the transcript as partial. The record is from RefSeq and is a predicted model, not a curated record.
CCCUGCCGGCGCCAUGGCCCCCUGCUCGCUGCUGGCCCUCGCCUCGCUGCUGGCACUCGUCCCCAGCGCCGCCCCGGGGUCCUCGUGGAGCGCCGUGCCCCGAAAAACCGUCCCCUACGCGGGUGAGUACCGUGUCGUGUCCCCCCCCCCCUUCCCCGGACGGGUCCCCAGCCCUUUGUCCUGUCCCCACACCCCGCCAUCGCCCUGGGUCCCUUUGUCGUGUCCCCUGUCGUCACCGCGGUCCCCGUCCCUCUGCCAUGCCCCGUGUCCUCAUCUCCGGGCCGUGCCAGCACCCGAGGUGCCGUCCCUUCGCCGUGCCAGCACCCCGUGUCCCCCAUCUGUGCUGUGUGCUGUGUCCCUGUCCCCGUGCCAUGCCAGCACCGGUGUCCCCGUCCCUUUGCUGUGCCCCGUGUUCUUGUCCCUGUGCUGUGCCAACACCCGGAGACCCCCAGCCGUUAGCCGUGCCAGAGUCCUACGUCCCUGUCCCUUUGCCACGUCCCUUGUCCCCAUCCUCGUGCUGUGCCAGCACCCCACGUCCCCUUUCCGUGCCCCGUUGCACCAUCCCCGUGCCCUGUGUCCCCUAUUCCUGUGCCAUGCCGGUGCCCCAUGUCCCCGUGCCCAUGACCCCUGUCCCUUUCCCGUGCCAGCGUCCCCGUGCCGUGUCCCACGUCCCUGUACCAGACCCCGUCCCUUUGUCAUGCUGCUGCCCCCGUUCCUUGCCCCCUGUCCCUGUACUGUCCCCAGCACCCCUGUCCCCACGCUGUGCCCCGUGUCCCCGCGCUGUGCCCACGCCCCAGCCCCCUGUCCCUUUGCCGUGCCGGUGUCCCCAUUCCAUGCCCCGUGCUCAUACCCGAGCCCCCUGUCCCUGUGCCCCGUGUCCCCAUGCCCCAGGCCCCCCCAUCCCUUCCUGUGCCAUUGUCCCUGGGCCGUGCCCAUGCCCAAGUCCCCUGUCCCUGUGCUGUGUCCCCUGUACCUUGCCCAAGCCCCCU